This is a messenger RNA of Salmo salar (Atlantic salmon), 5439 nucleotides long. Its product is annotated as interferon regulatory factor 2-binding protein 1. Gene Ontology annotation, biological process: regulation of transcription by RNA polymerase II. The record is from RefSeq and is a predicted model, not a curated record. Lineage: Eukaryota; Metazoa; Chordata; Actinopteri; Salmoniformes; Salmonidae. Gene Ontology annotation, molecular function: transcription corepressor activity. Gene Ontology annotation, cellular component: nucleus.
GUUGUGUAAGUUCCAGCAAAGACAGUCUUCUAGUAGAAACACUUCAUGGGCGCAGGCGACCGAAAGCGGGUAAACACUAUUUUUUUUGUGUUUAUUACAAAAAGUGUAUCAUAUAUUUUUUUAGGUAUUUGAGAAGUAAAAUAAGCGGCUUUUGAUCCUGAACAAUUGAAAGCUAAAUCUGUUUAACCAGGACCUCAGAAAGCCAGAACGAUAUAAGAGGGCCUAUCAAAUAUGUCUUCCUCCCAGUCAUCUUCAAGGCGGCAGUGGUGUUGUUACCUUUGCGAUUUGCCUAAGAUGCCAUGGGCUAUGAUCUGGGACUUUAGCGAGACUGUCUGCCGAGGCUGUGUGAAUUAUGAAGGGGCGGACCGUAUUGAAUUCCUCAUAGAGACGGCCAGGCAUUUGAAAAUAACUCAUGGUAUGCAGGAUGACAGGUCCCCGGGUCCCCAGCCCACCAAACAUGGCCCAGGUGGGAGAGAUGGACCUAUGGAGGGUGGUAGGCCACCUCCUGAACGCUUUGAAAGGGUAAGAGGGGACUACGGAGCCCCAGCACGGCUCCUCAACGGUCUGCACAGAAUAGAUGACGGGGGCCCACAACAAGAUGUCAGUGGACAGAGCCCUAACAACGCCAGACGACCCAUGGUGUGUACCGUUCCACCCAAUUUAAUGACACAAGGCCUUGUGGGGGCUCCGCACGGGUUGCUAGCAGCUGUGCCCGGUUUAAAUACCAGAGUCGGGGGAACCCCCCUCACCCUCUCUGCCCCCAUGCUGAACGAGAUCACCAAGCGGCAGCUAAGCAUGGGCAUGGGUGUGGCCUCCUUCCUGAGCCCUGAGUUUGAGAAGGAGCUGAGGGAGAAGCAGAGGAACGCAGAGGCUCUGGCCGAGCUGUCGGAGAGUGUACGGAACCGAGCAGACGACUGGGCCGGCCGACCCAAGGCUGUACGAGGGGCCCUGCUCACCCUCUCCGGCUGCACCCCCUUCAACGUGCGCUUCAAGAAGGACCACAGCCUGGUGGGGCGGAUCUUUGCCUUCGACGCCAAGCUGACGCUGGACUUUGAGCUUAAGAUCUUUGCGGAGUACCCGUGCGGCUCGGGGUAUAUGUUCUCCAGCCUGGCGGCGCUGGUCAAGCAGAUGUUCCACGACAGCCAGAAAGACUCUGGGAACAAGGUGAUCAACUUGGGCCUGAAGUAUGUGGAGUACGAGAAAAGGCAUGGCACGGGGGACUGGCGGCUGCUCUCUGAGCUGCUGAGUGAUUCGGUACGGGCCUUUAAGGACACCCCCAGCCCUGACGUUCUCCCCCAGCCCUACCUGGACACCAGCUGCUCCAUGCUGCCCACAGCGCUGUGUCACAUGGCCCGCUCAGCACCGCCAGCCCGCGUGCGCCGGAGGAAGACUUCCCCGGAGCCCCAGGGUGGAGAGGUAGUGACCACAGAGGAGCAGCUCCGGCAGCACUGGCCCAUGGGGAUGUACCCGGGCAUGGCUAUUCACCUAGCUGCCUCCUCCCUACCCAGCGCUAGCCAGCCACCUCCUCACCAGGAGGGCUCGGCCUCCCACUCCCACAGCAGCGACCCCUCCCCCAUCACAGCACUGAUGAGCGUGGCUGACAACGCGGGUGCAGCCGCUGGCCAGUCACCCAGAGAAGCCCCUAGCAGCAGUAGUGGCAGUGGAGGCCUGGGCCACUCCUCCUUGGCAGUGAGACAGAGCAGCAGCAGCCCCAUGGCAGCCUGCCCUGCAGGGCAGCAGCGCCACCUGGCCUCCAGGAACGGGGAACCCCAGGGAGCUAGCAACUCUACAGGGGGCACCACGGCAGCCCUCCCCCUGGCUGGGGCCUCGGACCAGGGAGCAGGGGACCCCUCCGGCUCCUCUGGUCCCCCUCUCUGCUGCACCAUCUGCCACGAGCGCUUGGAAGAUACUCACUUUGUCCAGUGCCCGUCUGUUGCGGCCCAUAAAUUCUGCUUCCCUUGCACCAGAGACUUCAUCCGGAGCCAGGGGGCCGGCAUCGAGAUGUUCUGCCCCAGUGGAGAGAGGUGUCCCCUGGUGGGCUCCAAUGUGCCCUGGGCCUUUAUGCAGGGAGAGGUUGCUACCAUCCUGGCUGGAGACGUCAAGGUGAAGAAGGAGCGCGACCCCUAAAUCCUCUGGGACACCUGACUAAGGCUGUUGACGCCUGAGUGGAGCAGCAGCCUGGUGCCUGCAGAUAACGACAAUCUCAACAGGUUCUCGCCACCUCACAGCCAAUCACCACGACAAUCUCAACAGGUUCUCCCCCACCUCACAGCCAAUCACCACGGCAAUCCACCAGGUUCUCGCCACCUCACAGCCAAUCACCAUGACGAUCUCAACAGGUUCUCCCCACCUCGCAGCCAAUCAUCAUACACCUCUACCUCCAUGGGGCAGGCCUUACACUAUCACACCACUGUCUGGUUGGUUAGGGGGGUGACCGUGCCCCCAGCCCUUGCUCACCUCUAAUACCUAAUUCACCCCUUUGUCCCUCAAACAUCAACUUAUUAGUAUUGGUCACUAGUAUUAGUCACUGACUUUAUAAACCAGUGGACCAUGGUUGGGAAGUAUGCACUUCAUCUAGGGCUUCCGAGUGGCGCAGCGGUCUAAGGCACUGCAUCUCAGUGCUAGAGGCAUCACUACAAACCCUGGUUUGAUUCCAGGCUGUAUUGCAACCGGCCGUGAUUGGGAGUCCCAUAGGGCGGCGCACAAUUGGUCCGGGUUUGGCCGGGGUAGGCUGUCAUUGUAAAUAAGAAUUUGUUCUUAACUGACUUGCCUAGAUAAAUAAAGGUUAAAUAAAAAUAAAUCUGUCCUGUUAUAGUUGAUUUUAGGUCUGUUUUCUGUUUCAUGGAACAUCUUUCUAAAAGAUCUCUGAGUGGCAUUGAGAAAGACUGAUGACUUCACUAAAUCUUACAGCAACGUAUAGCCUUGGACUGUUCCUCUUGUGACCGUUUUUUGUUUGUUUUUGCGUCACAUUUGACCUUUACAUAAAACUGACUUUGACUGUCACCGAACUAAUUGUUUGCUCUUUGCUGAAACCUCAAACCAGCAGUUAAGGUAUGUCGCCAUCGAUUUAUAAGACAGAAACAGGGACUUUCAGUGCUACGCGAUACAAUAACAUGGCUUUCACAGUGCCCAACAAAGAUGCUUUAUAUAGCAUGUAAGAAAUGGGAUGGAUACCUCUCUAUUUUAUACUGAAUGUAGAAUGUAAGACAAUCUCUCGCGAUGGUAAUAGAUGUGCAAUCUAUAGUUUUGAUACACACAAGCUGUAUUGUAUCACUGAGUAGCCUAUACACGUGCGUAGAAACCAAAGAUAGAUUCAUGCUAAAGUAGAUUUACAGUGCCUAUAGAAAUUCUAUACCCCCUUGAACUUUCUUCACAUUUUGUUGUUACGAAGUAGGAUUUAAAUAGAUUUAAUUGUAAAAAAAAAAAAAAAGUGUCAUUGAUCAACACAAAAUGCUCCAUAAUGUCAAAGUGAAAAGAACAUUUGAAAAUGUUUUACAAAUGAAAUAACUAAAAUAUAGUCAUUGCAUAAGUAUUCACCCCCUUUGUUUAGGCAAGUCUAAAUUAGUUAAGAAGCUUGACAUAGGCAAAGACUGGGGAGGUUUUCAGGAUGAAAAGAAAUGGGAUGGAGCUAAGCACAGGCAAAAUCUUGAGGAAAACUUGCUUGUACACCAGACACUGGGAGAGAAAUUCACCUUUCAGAAGGACAAUAACCUACAACACAAAGUUAAAUGUACACUGGAGUUGUUUACCAAGAAGACAGUGAAUGUUCCUGACUGGCCAAUUUGCAGUUUUGACUUAAAUCUGCUUGAAAAUCUAUGGCAAGACUUGAAAAUGGCUGUCUAGCCAUGAUCCCAAACACCUUGACAGAGCUUGAAGAAUUUUGAAAAGAAUAAUGGGCAAAUAUUCCACAAUACAGGUGUGCAAAGCUCUUUUGAGACUUACUCAAGAGACUCAUAAUUGCUGCCAAUGGUGAUUCUACCAUGUAUUGACUCAGGGGGGUGAAUACUUAUCCAAUGAAGAUAUAUUAGUGUUUUAUUUUUCAUUCGUCUUUAAAAAAAAUCGACUUUGACAUUACAUUACAGUAUUUUGUGUAGAUUGUUGAACAAAAUGACAAAUACAUUUUAAUCCAACUUUGUACCGCAACAAAAUGUGAAAAAAAGUUCAAGGGGGUAUAGACUUUCUGUAAUCUUAUUAUUUUUGUGUUAAAUGACUUUAUUAUUUCAAUAUGUGCCAGGGAAAUAGUGGGUGAAACGGUUCUUGUUAGGAUAGUUCUAGGUUAACUGAAGUUGUAGAGAUUAAACUAAUAUUGUGUACUUUAUGAUGUUUAAUUUAAAGGAAUUUACUCUUUAUGUCAAGUCAAAGGUUUUUUUCUAUAUUGACUGAGAUUCAAGUUUGUUUCCCGUGAUCCUCAUGAUUCUUAUUAUUUUUUAAAGUUCUAUAAAAUCCCUGUUUUAUGCUCUGUUUUACUUAUGAACUUAUCUCUUUGAAUGGUUUAAAAGAUAAUAUAUACAUGUAUAUCAAAAUACUUCUCUGUCAGGUUUUCCUUAACCUUUCAUGUUCGUCACCAAAAUUAAUAUAUUAAUUGAAUUAUCAAUUUGCAAAGCUAGUGCCAAUCAAUACCUUACCAUGUGCAUGUGUAAAUAUGAAAUUGAAUGAGGACAAUACAUCAAGCCAUUGCUGAUCACAUGGGCAUGAAUGUAUACUGUACACUAGUAGCUGUAUCUGAAAGUGUAUGUAGUACUAAAAUUAGGCCUAUUACUUAUCUAAAAUACGGUAAGUCAAAUGUAGCCCUUACAACAAAAAUGAAUUUCCUACAAAAGCACUGAUAUGUUCAUGCAACUUUCCUCAAGUGAUUGGGAGUCCCAUAGGGCAGCGCACAAUUGGCCCUGCGUUGGCUGGGGUAGGCCGUCAUUGUAAAUAAGAAUUUGUUCUUAACUGAUUUGCCUAGUAAAAAAAAAAAUACAUUUCAAAAAAGUGCCUUUAAUGGCGUCCUCUGUCUGAAAGCACUUGUAAAAAAUCCAUACAAAGUAGAAGUAUUUUGUAUUUGGCCCCUAAACUAGUAAGGAUUGUCUUGUGCCGGCCUUUCUAUUAUUAUGGUCCUGUCUGCCAUGGACUCCUGUUGAGUUGCUUAUCUCAAAACAGUUCAAGGUUAAAGCUUGUAUUCCAACUCUAUUUCUACUUGACACUAGCCUAUUUCUGCCCUUAUUUUUUUUAAACAUUUUCCUGGAAUGGAAACCUACUCCGGGCGGCAGGUAGCCCAGUGGUUACCGCGUUGGGCCAGUAACUGCAGGUUGCUAGAUCGAAUCCCUGAACUGACAAGGUAAAAAUCUGUCGUUCUGCCCCUGAACGAUGCAGUUAACCUACUGUUCAUAGGCUGUCAUUGUAAAUGAGAAUUUGUUCUUAACUGACUUGUCUAGUUAAAUAAAACCCUGAAUGUCA